Molecule: messenger RNA, 740 nt
Organism: Drosophila subpulchrella
Lineage: Eukaryota; Metazoa; Arthropoda; Insecta; Diptera; Drosophilidae
Product: vitamin K epoxide reductase complex subunit 1-like
Exons: 5
Coding region: 107-463 (118 amino acids)
Biological process (GO): vitamin K metabolic process; peptidyl-glutamic acid carboxylation
Molecular function (GO): vitamin-K-epoxide reductase (warfarin-sensitive) activity
Source: RefSeq, a predicted model, not a curated record
UUGUGCUACAAGUAAUUUUGAUAAGCUUAUUUGAUAUCCAGGGAAUUUUUGUGUGAAUUGUUCCAUUAAGUGUAUCAAGCUCUUUUCAUAUUGCGCAGCUGCCAAAAUGGUUCUGGAACUUUUCCUUGGACCAACUGAUGACGGUUCAACUUCCCUGUUGCGAUGGAUUUACACCUGUGCUUUGGCCAUCUCGGUGUAUUCACUGUACGUGAAAAUGAAACUGGAGGAAGAUGAGAACUACAGGCCGAUGUGCGAUGUGAACGAAAACAUAAGCUGCUCGCUAGUCUUUAAAUCAGUCUAUGGUAAAGGCUUUGGUCUGGGGGAAAUAACCAAACUGAAUUUUCCCAACGGAGCCAUAGGAUGUGUCUUCUACCUCCUGUACUUUCUAAGCUCUUUCUAUCAGAAUAACUGGUUGUGCUUGGCCCAAUUAAUAAUAUGCACUUUGACCCUUUUUCGUCUAUAAAAUGAACCUUACUGUAUAAUCCGCCCGAAACAAACAACAUAGCACAGAAUAUGUCGACAUUUCGACGAUAUAACAGAUAAACGGGCACAGCACAUUCUCUACAAGUACCUUCAAAUACCUUCUGGAGACAUGAGUAGUGAGAAUGAGAGUUCCUCCCACCAAACUGCAGUGGUUAUUGAUAAUGGUUCUGGGGUUUGAAAGGCAGGAUUCUCUGCGGAAGACACUCCCCGGCUGGUCUUCCCCUCGAUUGUGGGUAGACCUCGUCACCUGAACGUUC